AUGGCGGCCAGGAAGUCCAGCACCAAAUACUUUGAAGAUACACACUCGUUCGAUACAAUCGCGGAACCAGAAAUCCUCAGAACUAUUCUCCGAGAUGAUAUCUUCAUAUUCGCUUUACCACUCGCUAUCUUGUGCCAGUUCGCUCACCCGGCCCUCGCAAAAGGUAGCUAUAGACACUCCAACUUCUCCUCACGGCUCGAGAAGCGCCUUCGCAACACCUUCCGAUUCUGCAAUGUGGUACUAUUUGGCACACAGCAGGAAAAGCAGUCUAUAGUCUCUGUGAUCCACCGACAUCACUCCCGCGUCAAAGGAGCUGGCUAUGAUGCAGAUGACCCCGAACUGCAUCGAUGGACCGCCGCGACGAUGUUCAUGAGUAUACUCACUGUACAGGAGGAGUUCAUCGGAAAGAUGCCACAAAGCAUGAAAGAAGCGCUGCUGCAAGAAUCAGCCAUAUUUGGAUCCUCACUGAAGAUGCCUCCUACAAUGUGGCCGUCAACCCUGGAUGAAUUCUGGAAGUACUGGAAUCAUAAUAUUGCUACGCUGGAAAUCACCCCCGAAGCGCGCAGACUGAGCCAGCAUAUCCUCUACCCUCAAAACACGCCGCUUUGGAUGUCCAUGGGAGCUCCGCUCAUGCGUCUCGUUACUGUGAAUUGGCUACCAGACCGGCUGGCGAGGGAGUAUAGUUUCCAACCUUCCACGAUGAGCGAGCAUAUGUACUACCAGUUUGCGCUGUCGAUCCGUGUGGCAUAUCCACUGAUUCCAACAGUUUUCAAGCAGCGGCAGCAUCGCUUUUAUAUGACGGAUCUUCAACAGGCACUCAAACGGCUGAGGAGGGAUUAG
This is a messenger RNA of Aspergillus puulaauensis, 840 nucleotides long. RefSeq names its product oxygenase MpaB family protein. The transcript has a single exon. Bases 1 to 840 code for a protein of 279 amino acids. The record is from RefSeq and is a predicted model, not a curated record. Lineage: Eukaryota; Fungi; Ascomycota; Eurotiomycetes; Eurotiales; Aspergillaceae. Gene Ontology annotation, molecular function: oxidoreductase activity.